AUGGCCCACACUCAGCCGUCACCCACCGGGGCUGUCACCCCUCACCAUGCCCACAUCGUGGCUCAUGCCCAGGUCAAUGGCCACAUUCCCCUGCAAUCGCAGGGUCAAAAGGGCCCGCCACUGAACACCGCGCAGAAAAUCGCCGCGCUCAAUGAACAGGUUUGGCUUCAAAUCGGUGGUUUGACGGAAUUGAUGGGCGACCUCGAAGGCGCCAUGAACGCGUAUGAACAGGCACUGCGCCAUAACCAGUGGUCCAUUCCUGCGAUGAACGCCAUCUCGUGUAUUUUGCGAACGAAAGAACAGUUCGCCAAGGCAGUCGAAUAUCUCCAAAAUAUCUUGAAAUUGGAUUCGGCGAGCGGGGAAACCUGGGGCAGCUUGGGCCACUGUCAUCUGAUGAUGGACAAUCUGCAAGAAGCGUAUACCUCCUACCAACAAGCCCUGUACCACCUUCGAGAUCCUAAGGAGCCAAAACUCUGGUAUGGAAUUGGGAUUCUCUAUGACCGGUACGGUUCUCUCGAUCAUGCCGAGGAGGCUUUCUCCCAGGUUAUGCGUAUGGCCCCGGACUUCGAAAAGGCCAACGAAAUUUACUUCCGCUUGGGCAUAAUUUACAAGCAGCAGCAGAAGUUCAGCAACAGUCUGGAUUGCUUCAAAUACAUCGUCAACGACCCUCCACGCCCUCUCACUGAGGAGGACAUUUGGUUUCAAAUUGGCCACGUUCAUGAGCAACAGAAGGACUUCGAGUCGGCCCAGGCCGCCUACCGACGAGUGCUGGACCGUGACCCCAACCAUGCCAAGGUCUUGCAGCAACUUGGCUGGCUGUACCACCAGCAGAGCACUAGCUAUGCAAGCCAAGAAAAGGCCAUUGAAUACCUUGAGAAGUCGGUUAGCGCAGAUAACACUGACGCACAGAGUUGGUAUCUGCUUGGCCGUUGCUAUAUGUCGCAGGCCAAGUACCCCAAGGCCUACGAAGCCUACCAGCAAGCCGUCUACCGCGAUGGACGGAACCCUACCUUCUGGUGCUCGAUCGGUGUACUCUACUACCAGAUCAACCAGUACCGUGAUGCCUUGGACGCCUACUCUCGGGCUAUCCGUCUGAACCCGUACAUCUCGGAAGUUUGGUAUGAUCUCGGUACUCUGUACGAAUCCUGCAACAACCAAAUUGCCGAUGCUCUCGACGCCUAUGGACGCGCUGCCGAUCUUGAUCCCACAAACGUCCAUAUCAAGGCACGCCUGCAACUGCUCCAGAGCCAGCUUUCUGGUUCCAACCAAAGUAGUGCUCCUCCUCAGCCGCAGGAUGUCCAUCCCCACGCUUACCAGAAUGGUGUUGGUGCUCCUCCGCAAUGGGCUGCGCCGGCUCCAACUGGCGGUCCUCCACCGCAGCCUCCGGCCCCUCCCAGGCAUGUUGCGGAUUGGAACCGCGGUAUUAACGAACUUCAAUCACACGCUCAAGCUCAGGCUCAGGCCCAAGCUCAGGCUGCCCACGCUGCCCAGGCUCAAGCCCAAGCGCAAGCCCAGGCCCAAGCUCAGGCUCAAGCUCAGGCUCAGGCUCAGGCUCAGGCUCAGGCUCAAGCACAAGCCCAGGCACAAGCCCAGGCGCAGGCGCAGGCUCAGGCCCAAGCUGCCAAUGGCUUUGACCACCGUGAAGCUGUCCGUGGCCCGGCGCAGCCUAGCCCGCGUCAGGAGCCCGGCAGGGUGUUCCCCGAUGCCGUCCGCGCCCCAUCUGCCGUUCGUUCUCCCAAGACGACCAUGGCCGGCCCGUAUCAUUUGCCUCAAAUCACCAACGCUCCCGCACCAUCCCACGAACGGGUUCCUAGCGGCUCGGGUGCCUUUGCAUCCGCCACCCGCGGACCCUUGCCCCCUGCUGCUGCUCCCAGCGGUCCUGGUGCGUCUAGCGGUCCUCCUUCGUCUGGUCCCAUGCCUCCGUACCACCGACCGUUCUCGCCAAACCCCGAUAUCCGGCCGAUUCGCGAUGAGCGGCCUUCUUCGCCUGGCUCGACUUAUCCCCACCAAGAUUUCCACUAUGGUCCGAUCCCAGCGGGCGGCAUCGCGGGAGGUGCUCCGCCGCCGGCAUCUGCGAUCGCCGCCGCCGAAGCAGCUGCUCGGGAGCGUGAGGAUCGCCCCGCAUCGGCAAUGAAGCGUAGCAGGGAAUGGGAAGCUGAUACUGGUCCUACCAAGAAGAUCGCCAAUGAAGAGAGCCGUGCUCGUCUCGACGACCAACCCAGCCGUCGUGUCACCCCACCAAACCGCAUGCCGUCCCCCGGCGAGAUGCAGCGCCGUAGCUCAUCAGAAGCUAGACGUGAGGAGCAGCGUCGCGCGAACGAAGAGUACCAUCCAUCCGAAGCCGCCCAUCAUCCCCCGACGCUUCCAUCUAUCCAGCAAAUGCCCCCUCACUCCGGCUCGAGUCUUCCUCCCAUGGCUGAGAGCUCUGCUCCGGCCUCGAACGGAUCUCAGUCGGGACCGCCGUCGGCUCAGGUCAAGGAGGAACCAACUCGCCCCGAACAGCCUCCUACCCAUGAGCCUGCCGCGCGGAAGAUGGACGUGGAUGAAAAUUAUGAUGACGAUGGGGAUGAUGAGAAGCGGGCCAGCACUGCCGCCAAGGGCAGCCCCAACGGUAGCAAUGCCAACGGCAACGGCAACGGAAGACCAGACACUCUCACCACUUCAACGACUAACGACAACAGGGUCACGAUGAGUCACCGGAAGUACGAAGCGCCUCGGCACGGUUCGCUUGCCUUCCUUCCCCGGAAGCGUGCGACCCGUCACCGUGGAAAGGUCAAGAGCUUCCCCAAGGAUGACCCCAAGAAGCCCGUCCACUUGACGGCCUCCAUGGGUUACAAGGCCGGUAUGACCACCGUCGUCCGUGACCUUGACAGACCCGGUGCCAAGAUGCACAAGAAGGAGAUUGUUGAGGCUGCUACCGUCAUCGAGACUCCUCCGCUUGUCGCUGUCGGUGUUGUCGGAUACAUUGAGACUCCCCGUGGUCUCCGCUCGCUCACUACUGUCUGGGCCGAGCAUCUGAGCGACGAGGUCAAGCGCCGCUUCUACAAGAACUGGUACAAGAGCAAGAAGAAGGCUUUCACCAAGUACGCCAAGAAGCACGCCGACAACAGCGGCGCUGCCAUCACCCGCGAGCUCGAGCGCAUCAAGAAGUACUGCACUGUCGUCCGUGUGCUCGCCCACACCCAGAUCCGCAAGACCCCCGUCAAGCAAAAGAAGGCCCACCUCAUGGAGGUCCAGGUCAACGGUGGUGCCGUUGCCGACAAGGUUGACUUCGCCCGCAACCUGUUCGAGAAGCCCAUCGAGAUCGACAGCAUCUUCGAGAAGGACGAGAUGAUCGAUGUCAUCGCCGUCACCAAGGGUCAUGGUUUCCAGGGUGUCACCAGCCGCUGGGGUACCACCAAGCUUCCCCGUAAGACUCACAAGGGUCUGCGUAAGGUCGCCUGUAUUGGUGCCUGGCACCCUAACCACGUCCAGUGGACUGUUGCUCGUGCCGGUCAGAUGGGUUACCACCACCGUACCUCGUGCAACCACAAGGUUUUCCGUGUCGGAAAGGGCUCUGACGAGGGUAACGCCUCGACUGAGUUCGACAUCUCCAAGAAGCAGAUCACUCCGUACGUCCCUCCCCCUUGA
This is a messenger RNA of Aspergillus chevalieri, 3630 nucleotides long. RefSeq lists its product as uncharacterized. NCBI's taxonomy places the organism in Eukaryota, Fungi, Ascomycota, Eurotiomycetes, Eurotiales, Aspergillaceae. The transcript is spliced from 11 exons. Gene Ontology annotation, biological process: ribosomal large subunit assembly; translation; regulation of gene expression. Gene Ontology annotation, cellular component: cytosolic large ribosomal subunit; ribosome. The record is from RefSeq and is a predicted model, not a curated record. Gene Ontology annotation, molecular function: chromatin DNA binding; RNA binding; RNA polymerase II cis-regulatory region sequence-specific DNA binding. The coding region runs from base 1 to 3630 and encodes 1209 amino acids.